Phragmites australis (common reed) is the source of this 1528-nucleotide messenger RNA. RefSeq lists its product as uncharacterized. Lineage: Eukaryota; Viridiplantae; Streptophyta; Magnoliopsida; Poales; Poaceae. The coding region runs from base 261 to 518 and encodes 85 amino acids. The transcript has 2 exons. The record is from RefSeq and is a predicted model, not a curated record.
GCUGACUCUACCGCUUCCUGCCCCUCUCCGUUCCACCGUUCUUCCUCCCGAAGCCGCCGGCCGCCACGCGUGACGCGUCGCGACGGAGCCGCAGGCGGCAUCCGGAACGCGCCACGUAGGCCUUCUCCCCCUCCAACUCCUCCACUUCUAGACGCUCUUUCGCCGACCCGAUCGAUCAGCCGAAGCACCAAACCCCCAGAUAACCUCGAGGAGAAGAAAGGGAACCCCUCAAGCCCUACCCCUGAAGCCGGAGCGACCCGAUGGAGAAGAAGGAUCUGCUCGGCGUCCGGAAGAAGCUGCCACCGGCGAAGCGGCCGCGGCGCAAGAUGGUGACGCCCGCGCCGGCCGUCGGCGGGGCCCUUGUGAAGGCGAUCGUGGACUACCUCGCGUCCGAUUCCUACAUGUACGCGCCGCUCCUCCCCCUCCGCCACCGCCGCAGCCCAAGACAGCGCCCUCCGCGGCGGCUCCGUCCACUCCUCCUGGACAGGGAGAAGCUACCGGCUGGUCUAACUGCUUGAGACUCGAGAGUAGUCUCCUGAUGGUUGUGUACUUUUGCUUUCUUCCGGUGAAGCAUCCAUUUCUUGCAUUGUUACCUUGAACACGCCGUAGACAGCCUGCCUUUUUGUGGUUGUGAUCAAGGAUGCUGACCAUGUGGGGCAAAGUGCUGAUACUUGAUAUGUUGAUGGUUCCAGGUGCGUUCUACUUGCCCGCAGUUAGUUGAACGUUAAAUGCAUGCCUUAAUUAAGCAUCAGAAUGUUUGAUGAAAACCUGUAGAGGCUUUACGUGACAAUUAUUGAACGGCAAUUUUCUGGUAGAUUCUGUGUCUAAAACUUGUAUUAUGAAGUUGCUUUUGGGGACGCAAUCCCUGCUCUGCUACAUGUGAAGAGAGAUGCACUUAAGACCCACAUCAUCAGUAGGCUAUAAAAUAAGUUCUUUCGUUGCCUCUUUUUUUGGUCUCCAAGAGAAAUGAAACAUGAAGAAUCAUACAAAUCAUCUUCUAUUUUUCUUUUUUCUUUUCUAUCUCCUGAGGGGUAUUCUUAACAUCUUAUCGAGGCAUAUGCAUCAUGAGUCAAAUCUCGUUGAUUUCCGAUUGCUUUGAGAGGACAUCAUUUGUCUUAGGUUCUUAAAAGUCCUACUUAAAAAACAUUAGGCAGACCCUAUGGCGACUUGUGUUCAUGCCAUCUCCAGGUUUUGCAACUUUAUUUGUAUUAAUACCUCCACUAUUUUUGCAUCAUGUAAACUCUUAACGGGAAUGAUGUGAUAAUUGACUUGGUGAAGUCUGCUCAUGCUAACCAAGGCGACCUCAAGUUAACUUUGUACUCAUGCUAAACAAGAAUUUUGGGUUUUCUUGGAAGAAUUAGUUCUUGUUGUUUAGCCUUGUUUAUCCUAGGGUUGGCUUUAAAAAAAAUUGGUGAUGGAGCCGUGACUGUUAUUGCUUUCUGCGUUGUGCUAUUCUGGUGGGUGCUCUAGAUAAUGCUCAGCUGCUUCCAAAUCUAUGAGUUAAGCGCCGCUGCUACUCGUUAUUUGA